Molecule: messenger RNA, 5648 nt
Organism: Pelobates fuscus (common spadefoot toad)
Lineage: Eukaryota; Metazoa; Chordata; Amphibia; Anura; Pelobatidae
Gene: LTN1
Product: listerin E3 ubiquitin protein ligase 1
Exons: 30
Coding region: 97-5445 (1782 amino acids)
Biological process (GO): ribosome-associated ubiquitin-dependent protein catabolic process; rescue of stalled cytosolic ribosome
Cellular component (GO): RQC complex; cytosol
Molecular function (GO): zinc ion binding; ribosomal large subunit binding; ubiquitin protein ligase activity
Source: RefSeq, a predicted model, not a curated record
CCUUGCUGACGCGCUCUCUCGGUUGCAGGAGGAGUAAUCGAUCGCCGAUUGGAGAUCUGAGUCGGUAGGUCGGUUCCAAGCUAUCCCGGAACAAAGAUGGGGGGCAAGAACAAGCAGCGAACGAAGGGAAAUGUCCGGCCCUCAAGCAGCGGACAGGCAGCAGAGCUUCUUGCUAAGGAAAGUGGCACAGUGCCUGGUUUUAUUGGCUUUGGCUCAUCACAGAGUGACCUUGGCUAUGUUCCUGCAAUCCAGGGGGCAGAAGAAGUCGAUAGCCUUGUCGAUGCCGAUUUUCGUAUGGUGCUUCGUAAACUCUCCAAGAGAGACGUUACUACAAAACUAAAAGCCAUGCAAGAGUUUGGUGCAAUGUGCAAGGAGAGAGAGGUCAUGACUGUUCGAGGUGUGCUUCCGUACUGGCCAAGGAACUAUUGCAAGAUCUCACUGGAUCAUGAUCGCAGAGUCCGAGAAGCCACUCAACAAGCUUUUGAGCAGCUGAUCUUGAAAGUGAAGAAAUAUCUGGCUCCUCAUUUGAAAAGCCUAAUGGGUUACUGGCUCCUUGCUCAGUGUGACACGUACUCACCUGCCGCUAGCGCAGCCAAAGUGGCCUUUGAAGCCGCGUUCCCUCCACACAAGCAACCCGAAGCCUUGGCUUUCUGCAAAGAAGAAAUUUUGAAUGUUUUGAUGGAUCACUUGUUGAAAGAAACUCCUGACACACUGAGCGAUCCCCAGACUGUGCCACCUGAAGAACGAGAGUCCAAAUACUAUCGAGUUGUUACUUGCUCCUUGUUGGCAUUGAAGAGGCUGCUUUGUAUGCUGCCAAGCAGCGAGACUGGCUCCCUGUCUGAGAGACUGGCUUAUCUACUGUCACAGGGCAAGUUCUGGAAGUUCAGCAAGCAUACAACUCCAACUAUCCGAUCUGCUUUCUUUGAACUUAUAUCCUGUCUGUGCCAGCAUCUGCCCACUGUUUUAAUUACUGAGGCUUCCCGCGUAUGCACUGCAGUACUCCUCAGUAUCGAUGACAGUGAUGCUGUGGUGUGUCCUGCCCUCUGGGAGGCUGUCCUUUACACCGUAACCACCAUUGAGGACUGUUGGGUUCAUGUGAAUGCCAAGAAGGGUGUAUUGCCCAAGUUAUGGGCUGUGUUGAGAGAGGGAGGUCGUGGACUGGCUAUUGUAAUCUUCCCGAACCUACUACCGUUUAUCAGCAGAGUUCCUCAACAAAUUACAGAUUCUAGGCUGGACUUUUACAAUAACCUAUUUGAAGCAUUUGUUCAAGGUAUCUCUAGUGAGCGGGCCAUCACAAGCCCCGCAGAAUGUUCUGCCAUUAUAUCUGCCUACAUGGAAUGCCUACGCUUUGCCAUGCAUGAAAACGCCGGAGAGGGAGAGGAACAGAGGAAAAUUCGGCAAAUGCUCAUCACUGACCAACUGAUCCCUCUUAUUGAUUCUUCUUUAAAAGACUACAAACUUCAAAACAGCCCAUUUUAUGGCCACGUGGAGGAAACAAUAUAUUCCUGGGAGAAGAAAGCAGAGAAUGAACGUCUUGGAGAAGAUGUUUCUUGUAUACAUUCCACCAUAUUAUCUGGAUUUUGGGAGAGCUUAUCAAAUGUAUGCGUUGCUAAUGUGGAUACAUUAGAGGCUGGAGAAAAGGAUCUAGCAGGUGUUUCUGGGCUUUUACAUAUUCUUCAGAACCCAAACACUUGCAUGAAAGUAAACAAAAAGAAAAAAGCAAAGAUACGAUUUGCUGACGAAGAGGAAAGUGCUGGUGGUAGCAUUAGACCAGAGCCACCUACAAGAGAUACCAAGAGUGUGUCUAAAGACCAGGACAACAUUGUUCCUGUAAGGAACAGAGAGCCAACCAUCAGUCGAUUGAGGCAGGAAUUCCUGGAAGAAUUGGUGUGCAAGUUGGCUGAGCUCAGCAUGGUUUACAUUUCUGAACAGGGGUCCAAACGUCAUCUGAAAUUCUUGGCUGCUCUCCUUAGGGCAUUUUGUUCUGCUAAGGUUUUUCAGGUUCUCGUAGAACAAAGUUUUGAUGAAGCCCCCACAAAUGCAGAGCUCCUUGGGCGGGGGAUGGUACUCAAAAACGAAAACCCAGCAGUGCAGUUCCUUUAUCGAAAAUUAACAAACUGGUUAAGAGAAGGAAGCGAGGAGGAUUCUGAUUUCUUGGUGGACAUCUUGUAUAGUGUCCUGGUGUGCUGUUCUGAUCCUUUGGAAAGAAAAAGUAUCAUGGACAACAUGACAAAGAUGGACUUUAAAUGGAGCGUUUUUCUUCACAUCAUUCAAAAGGCAUGUUCAGAUUCCGUGAAGCAUUCUCUUGUCUGUGAUUGGCUGACCGGUGAUGUUCUAGGUGACAAGUUGAUCUCUCUUGCAAAUGAGCUUUGUGCGAGUGGGCUAAGAGAUAAAGCAACACAAUCAGAAUCCUAUUGUUCAAAUAAAUGGGCUCUUUUGAGUUUGGUGUUGUCAGAGCAUGUGAAAAAUGAAUCAUUGAUUGGUGAAACCUACGUGGAAAGAAUCAUCGAUCAGCUGCAUUCGGCUCUCUCUAAAGCCAGGGAUCUUUCUGAAGCUGGAGAUGUCGAACAGUCCGUUUCAUUCAUAUGCGACGUGGCGUCUAACUUUUUUAGCUCCGUGAAGGGCUGUUUUCUGAUGCCCUCAGCGGAAGAUCUGCUUCUGACCAUCUUCCAGCUCUGUGCCCAAACACCUGAUACAACCCAUUUGUCAGAUUCGCUGGUGCUCAAGCUGGAACAUACCUGGCUGUGUGGCCUAAAUUCAUUGGUCUGCCAUUUUGACAGUAUACCCCAAGGAAGCAUGUUCUUGAAUAGAUCUGCUCAAUGGGUUAAGAAUCAGAUUCAGAAGUCGCAGCUCAGUGUUCAGAGCCUUCAGUCUUUAAUUGGCGCUGUUAACAAUCUGUACUGCAAAAUCCUGGAGGCAGGUUCGUUGGCUAUCCCCCUUCUAGAAGAACAUCUAACAUUAAUGAUUCCAGACACGGAACAGUGGCAAAAGAUGCGUCAGUGUCUCUCUAACCAGUGGUUGAGCAAGCCGCUUUUGGAAGGACGGCUGAGCAUGAACUCGGAAACAUCUGGGAUAGAUCUUAAAACUUUCUCUAAAAAUUGGCUUCCAAAUCAUCUCUGCACGACCUCUUUAUUGAGCAAAAUGGCUUUUCAAAUGUUGGAGAGCCGUGCACUUUUUAAAGAAAAGGAAAUUGCAACAAAAAUAAGCGUAAUCGUUGCAGAAAUGCUGUAUUCCAUGCAGUGGUGUGAAGAGCUGGACAGGUCUCCAGCCAUCAUUAGUGAAUACUGCGAAAUGCUCCGUGCACUAGACAUAACCCACGAAGAAAUAAAAGAAUCCAGCCACCACUUACCUGCAAUCUUGGAAUUACUGUAUGAACGGUCAAAAGAGAGCGGUACACUUUGGUCCUUGGCUUGUAAAAAAUUAAUUCAUCUGACAAAUGCUGGACAAGAUGAACUUAAACAACUGAUUAAAAGCACAGAAGGAUAUUUUCCAAUGACCCAGGGAACCCUGAACACCAUCCAGAGCCUCUCUCCUUUCUUAAGUAAAGAAGAAAAGGAAGACAUUGUACUCCAAUGUACAGCUAGGAUUAUGAGCUGCCCUCCAUCAACUGUGUCCUGUAUAGAUGGUGGCUUUGGAUAUCUGGCAGUGAUUAACUCUUGCUCAGACCCGGAAUCUGUAUCGUCUGCUGAAAUACUCCCUGCAGUGUUAAAAGUCAUUUUGGCGUGGAAAAAUGAUCAGGAGGAUAUCUUUCUGUUUAGCAGCAAUUUGCAAGAUGUGAACCCGAAUCUGAUCGGUCUUAACAUUGAAAUUAUUAGAUUAUUUUCUCUUCUUCUUGAUAAUUUGUCAUCAGCUGCAACGUCGCUGGAUGAGGCUGAGUGGGACUUCCUAAUGUGCUCCAUGUUAUCAUGGUUAGAGACAGCCUGUGAAAGCGGAGCAUUGUACCAUAUUCCCCUCGUUCGUCUGUUUGUCUGUACCAGCUGCAACAUAGCAUCACAUCUCUCUGCCUAUUUUCAAGCUGUCACUGUAACGGAACCAGAAAAUCUUCCUGCAAACCUUACGUCAGAAUGGAACGAGUUUUUUUCUGAAGGCGUACACAGUUUACUCUUACCUAUGUUGGUGAAAAUAACAGGGGAGUGCAAAGCUUCGGAGACGUCCCAUCUGAGCCCCGUGCUGCAGUCACUGGGUGAAGCCCUCUGUUACAUUUCAAAUCACCAGCUGCAGAAGCACAAACUGCCUGCCAAGUUUGUGGCUGGACAGAAGACCAACCUCCCUGACAACAUACAGAGCUUGCUGAAUACGCUGUCUCCACUCCUGCUGUAUAGAGAGAGAUCUGUGCAAAUCACAAUUUACCAUAUGCUGGAUAAAAUAAUGGCUGAUCUCCCUGCGUAUGAUAAUGAGGAUCUAAAAUCCUAUGGCGAUGAAGAUGAAGAGCCUGCUUUGUCUCCUCCUGCCGCACUCAUGUCUGUCCUGGCAGUUUUGGAAGAUUUAGUGGAAAGUAUUCUUCAAGGAAUCCCGGUCGGAGAAUAUGUCUUAAUCCAGCCUCCAAAUGAUGAAUUCUGUCUUGUUCUUGGUUAUCUACUGACUUGGAAAUUAAUACUCACCUUCUUCAAAGCUUCGUCAUCACAACUGCGUGCACUAUACUCCCAGUACCUUCGAAAAACAAAGAACUUAAACAAACUUUUGUGCAACCUGUUCAAACUAAUGCCUCAUAACCCAGUCCUUCCUGGCCAAGCCUCAGAUGCAACCAACAAAGAGCUGAAAACCUUAUUUACCGAGGAACUACAUCUAACUGUAAAAGGCUUUGCCACCCUGCAGUAUGAAAUCCCACACUUGGCAUGCUGUGUUUACCACAUCACUCUAAAAGACCUUCCAGCUAUGGUCAGGCUUUGGUGGAAUAGCCGCGAAAAGAGGAUUUUCAAUGUGGUUGACCAAUUCACAACCAAAUAUGUCAGCAAGGUUCUGUCAUCCCAAGAGAUCACGUCCGUCCAGUCUAGCACUCAGAUCUUCGACGGCAUGACUGUGAAAGCUCGUUCUGCCACACGCGAGGUGGUUGCUAACUAUUCCGUUGAUGAUAUCUGUAUCGAACUCAACAUAAAACUUCCAAUAAAUUAUCCCCUGGGAUCUAUCGCGGUAGAAAGUGGACGUCGAGUUGGAGUGUCUGUACAGCAGUGGAGGAAUUGGAUGCUGCAGCUAAAUACAUAUCUCACACACCAGAACGGAAGUAUAAUGGAAGGUCUAGCCUUGUGGAAGAACAAUGUGGACAAACGAUUUGAAGGUGUCGAAGACUGUAUGAUCUGUUUCUCAGUCAUCCAUGGUUCAAAUUACUCUCUACCAAAGAAAGCCUGCAGGACAUGCAAAAAGAAAUUCCACUCGGAGUGCCUGUACAAAUGGUUCACGUCCAGCAACAAGUCUACGUGCCCGCUUUGCAGAGAAACCUUUUUUUAAAAGUAGCAGUUAUUGGAUUUUAUCAAGUUAUGGUGUACAGGACAGAUUCUGCAAGAAAGUCACACUUCUUCUUUACAAUAAAAUGUUCUACCGUGUUUCACUAUUGUUACAGAAAAUCUUUACUUCCAUUUCAGCAAUAAGACAAUCUCUGCUGAACACAAAGAAAUGUAAAUUUAUAAUUAAAGUAUAAUUUAUGCUCCAUU